Molecule: messenger RNA, 537 nt
Organism: Lactuca sativa (garden lettuce)
Lineage: Eukaryota; Viridiplantae; Streptophyta; Magnoliopsida; Asterales; Asteraceae
Source: RefSeq, a predicted model, not a curated record
AUGUUUCAUGGUAUGCCCGCAUUGCCUUCAUGUCCUGUAAACGAUGAUGUGAAAAUUCCAUGUCAGAGGGUGGAUAUAAAUGAAGAGAUUAAGGUUCUAGACAUUUUUGAUGACAAAGAGUUGCUCAAGCUUGCAAUUGGAAGACAAUGCAUGGAACAAGUACAAACUAUUCAUAAACCAACAAGUCCAAAAAAGUUUGCUACACAACAAAAGGCAUGCCAAAAGGAUGUAGAACGUGCAUUUGGAGUUCUCCAAUCACGUUUUGCGAUUGUUCAAGGAUCAACUUGUUUUUGUAAAAAAGUAAGUACUACAUGCAUUAUUUUACAUAAUAUGAUAAUCAAUGAUGAACAUGAUCUUGACACACCAAUUGAAAUUGCAAGAGAAGUGCCACCGAUAGAGGUUGAAUUGACGACAGAUGAAGACAGUCAAUUCCAACAAUUUCUUGCUCGAUAUAAAAAUAUUAAAGAUAAAGAAGCACACUUCAGUCUACGAAAUGCGUUAGUUGAUCAUUUGUGGGAAAUUUAUUCCAACGCAUAA